Molecule: messenger RNA, 432 nt
Organism: Aureococcus anophagefferens
Lineage: Eukaryota; Pelagophyceae; Pelagomonadales; Pelagomonadaceae
Exons: 1
Biological process (GO): trans-translation-dependent protein tagging
Cellular component (GO): cytosol
Molecular function (GO): RNA binding
Source: RefSeq, a predicted model, not a curated record
GUCGCGUCGAACCGCAAGGCGCGCUUCGACUACCACGUCGUGCGCACCAUGGAGGCGGGCAUCGCCCUGACGGGCACGGAGGUCAAGAGCUGCCGCAACAACAACGUGAACCUGCGCGACGGCUUCGCGCGCGUCGAGGGCGGCAGCGUCUGGCUCCACAACGUCGACAUCGCGCCGCACGCGACGACGGCGCGCUACUUCCAGCACGAGGCCAAGGCGAAGCGGCGCCUGCUGCUCCACAAGGCCGAGAUCCGCAAGCUCGACGGCGAGCUCGCGGACCAGGGCUCGACGCUCGUCCCGCUCGCGUUCUACUUCAACGACAAGAACCUCCUCAAGGUCGAGCUCGCCCUCUGCAAGGGCAAGAACGUGCGCGACAAGCGCCAGGACAUCAAGGAGCGCGACGACAAGCGCAUGAUGCAGAGGAUAUCGAAG